Messenger RNA from Misgurnus anguillicaudatus (oriental weatherfish), 1612 nucleotides. RefSeq lists its product as uncharacterized. NCBI's taxonomy places the organism in Eukaryota, Metazoa, Chordata, Actinopteri, Cypriniformes, Cobitidae. The record is from RefSeq and is a predicted model, not a curated record.
CGAUAUUUCGACGUCAUACGCUGCUUAGUCUGCGCAGCGCCGCAUGAAUGACUCUUUUUACACUCUAUGCGUUGAACACAUUCAAGGUCCCCAGCGCGCGCAGGAGCAACACGUGGGGGAUUAUCAAAUCGCUGCUUUAAACGCAACACUUUUAACUGACGAAUCAAGGACAGUUUAUAUGGUUGAAAAGUUUGUUGAAUAAAAAUGACACCCUGUGAAAUACCGUCAGUAACGCUGACGUCAGGAGUGCAGAUGCCACUCUUGGGUCUGGGCACGUAUAGGAUACAGAGCUAUGAGCAGUUAUACCAGUGUGUCGACUCUGCUCUUGAAGCAGGAUAUCGUUGCUUUGACACAGCUGCAGUGUAUGGAAACGAAGCACAUCUAGGGCAAGUCAUCAGAGAGCUCUUGCCCAAGUAUGGCCUUAGCCGUAAAGAUGUGUUCAUCAUUAGCAAGCUUGCCCCUUUGGACCACGGGCCCAAGGCAAAACAAGGUUGCCUCAAGAGUCUGGAGCAACUGGGCUGUGAAUAUAUUGACCUCUAUCUGAUACACUGGCCCGGGAUAGAGGGUUUCGAACCAGGGGAUUCUUGUCAUGCACAGUUUCGGGCGCAGAGCUGGGCAACCCUAGAGGAAUUUUACACCAGCGGGAAAUUCAAGGCAAUAGGAGUCUCUAACUACAGUGCAAAACACCUUAGGGAACUGCUCAUGAUGUGCCAUGUGCCCCCAGCCGUCCUUCAACUGGAGUGUCAACCGAAGCUGAUCCAGAGGGAAUUGAGAGAUUUAUGUACAGAGAAAGGCAUUCACUUUCAGGCCUAUUCCUCUCUUGGUAAAGGAGCUCUUCUGGGCGAGCCAGGGGUAGUGGCUAUAGCAAAGAGCUGUGGUCGGACACCUUCACAGGUUUUGCUGAGGUGGGCUGUACAGCAAGGCAUUUCAGUUCUGCCUCGUUCCUCACAACCCUGCAGAGUAAAGGAAAAUGCAGAGGUUUUUAGUUUUAAGCUAAGUGAGAAUGAUAUAAAGAUGCUGGAUGCCAUGAAUUGUGGAGCAAGAUUUUGUAAAAGAGACUAUAGCAAUAUAGCUUGAAGUGUUAUAGCUGUAAUACAUUCCAAAUGUUGCAAGUAAAAAAGUAUGUAAAAAAUCAGGAUCUGAAUAAAGCUUGCAAACUGUGUGUUUAAAAAAACAUUAAAACUAGCUUAAGCCAGAAAAGCAUUUAUUUGAGCAGAAAUUCUUAAAAAAAGAUAAAAAGUUGAUCAGUUUAAAAAGUAUUUAAACAGUUCAUUAACGGUGUGAAUUAUAUUAAAUAUGAAUAUGUACAAGAUGCUUAAAAAACAAUGCAAACAUCAAGUAUAAGAUUUAUGAAAACAGCUUUUUUUGUCCAACUGCAUUUCAUUUAUUACAAACUGGUCUGAAUGUUUUUACAUACAAGACCAUUCAGACAAGACUGCACAUGGCCUGCAGUCUGAGUUUAAAGGAAUACAAAUGUACCAGACUAUCAACAACUUUACCAUCAAGAAAUAUGUACACAAAAGGCAGUGAUAAAUUACAAAGUUUUGAAAGAAUCUGAUAUCAAUUUCUUUUCCCACUGGAAAUCCAAGCAUAAAAACAUGAAGAUCUUAUA